UUCAGACGAUUUCCUUGUUUUGCUAGAAAACACACUAAAACACCAAGCCGAAAAUGGAAAUGCGCGAUCGGCUGUACCAACUGAUGGUGAACCAGAGCUACAUGUCCAGGGCCACGGAGACCGCGAGCAUGUCCAAUUAUGCGAUGGGGAAUCUGAGCAUCUCGGAUGCCACAGAAAAGGCGGUGAUCAAGCUGCUGCUGGUGAUCGAGGAGAAGUACCGGAGUUACUUCGACAGCUACAAGAAGGAGGUGGAGCUCCAGAGGAUCGCGGCAGAAACCCUGCACCAACUGAUUCAGCGCUACAAGAUCGCCAUGCAGCUGGACGUGAACUGCACGUGUCCGCAGAUCUAUGACAUCGAGUCGGACGAUGCGAUCAUCAACAAGUUCUACAUCCACUACCAGGUGAUAGCCAGUUCCAACAAGAACCAAUGCUGGGCCAUCCAGGCCCUGCGUCCGUAUGUGCUGCUCUUUCGACGAGAAUGUGCCAAGCUGCAUAUGAGCGAGGAGAGCCCCUUCUCCAUGGGCGACGCUUUCCACAAGCCCAUCCAGUUCUUCAUCGAUCUGGUGGAGGAGCUGUUCGCGCACUUCUACAGCGGACACCUUCAGCUGGAUUGCGCCGCCCGUCUGUUGGAUCCCUUGGAUCUGACCAGGAUGGAGGACUACAUGAAGCUAUUGGAGCCCAACGAGGACUUCGACGAGUACUUUCUGCACAACAUAAGCUUCUGCAAGUGCAUGCGGCAGCAGCUCCUGUGUCCUCCGAACGAGCACCACAAGAAGGUCAAGGAUCAGUCCGACGCAUAUCUCAACCAUGCCAAGCAGAAGCGGUGUGCCAGGCGGUUUGAGAAAAUGGCACAGACUUCCAAGCGGGGCAGCCGUUCGGCGGAGCGGAAGUUGUCCAUUGGCAGCGCCAAGGUGAACACGAGUCCUAGUCGGCAGACUUCUGUCGUGGAAGAGCCCGUAAGCAGCCAGCAGCGUGAGCGGAACCUCACGGAUCAGCUGAUAAGCGUCCUCUGCGUUGCACCCUGAUAUGGACCCGCCCAGCUCCAAGUUGGCCAACUCGAAUUGAAAUCAGUCAAUUAAACGGGCCAAGUGCACGUGAUUGCGUUCUCCGUUUCUCGGAAAUGUCUGCGGAAAUGUAGUUAUCCGCAUGCCCCUUGUAUAUUUGUGGCACGCAAGUAGGAGUUGUUUACCAAGUAAACUUCAAAGUGAUUUGGCGAUGGUUAUGCAGCUCAAUUCGGAGGUGCUUUCAGCUGAGAACACAUUAAUUGGCAGUAAGCUACAGUUUGCACUUAAAUUAGGUGGGGCAUUUCCAAAUUUGUUGUCUGGAAA
Molecule: messenger RNA, 1328 nt
Organism: Drosophila erecta
Lineage: Eukaryota; Metazoa; Arthropoda; Insecta; Diptera; Drosophilidae
Exons: 1
Coding region: 54-1025 (323 amino acids)
Source: RefSeq, a predicted model, not a curated record